AUGGCUUCUGUCUAUCUUCAUGAAUUUAGGAGAUUUUGGGGGCUCAACAUCCCUCUUUCCCGCGGCUGUGCAAUGAGGGCUUCCACUCUUAGUUUGCUGUUUUUCUUCCUUUUCUUUCCUCUUCCUUGGCUGAAUCUGAUGAAGGAAAGGUGGUGCAAAUGUAUGCUGGUCCAAGGGAUGCUUCUGACAGCAUGCAGGAUGGUAUUCAUCGGUUCUUUGGAUGUCUCUGGCUUGGGACUGGUUUCCAGCAGCUUACUUAAGGAGCCUGCCAUCUACUUCACGUGUUCUCUGUUUUUCAAAAAAGGCUGA
Prunus armeniaca (apricot) is the source of this 309-nucleotide messenger RNA. The record is from the annotation of a GenBank genome assembly. NCBI's taxonomy places the organism in Eukaryota, Viridiplantae, Streptophyta, Magnoliopsida, Rosales, Rosaceae.